AUGCUCAAAAGGACGAGAAGAGAAGAAGAAGAAGAAGAAGAAGAAGAAGAAGAAGAAGAAGAAGAAGCAGAGAUCUACUACUUUUCUUUCUGCUGCUACGGGGAGGUUUCUUUUUGUUGUUUAGUGUCCCUUUGA
Trichophyton verrucosum HKI 0517 is the source of this 135-nucleotide messenger RNA. RefSeq lists its product as uncharacterized. The coding region runs from base 1 to 135 and encodes 44 amino acids. The transcript has a single exon. Lineage: Eukaryota; Fungi; Ascomycota; Eurotiomycetes; Onygenales; Arthrodermataceae. The record is from RefSeq and is a predicted model, not a curated record.